This is a messenger RNA of Acanthopagrus latus (yellowfin seabream), 8452 nucleotides long. It is a transcript of the gene akap12a, whose product is annotated as A kinase (PRKA) anchor protein 12a. Gene Ontology annotation, cellular component: cytoplasm. The transcript has 4 exons. NCBI's taxonomy places the organism in Eukaryota, Metazoa, Chordata, Actinopteri, Spariformes, Sparidae. Gene Ontology annotation, biological process: signal transduction; regulation of protein kinase C signaling. Bases 321 to 7241 code for a protein of 2306 amino acids. Gene Ontology annotation, molecular function: calmodulin binding; protein kinase A binding. The record is from RefSeq and is a predicted model, not a curated record.
ACUUCAGUCAUCUGAGGACAGGCUGUGUUUUUCUCUCUGCAGGUCUUUUUUUUUUUUUUUUUUUUUUGAUGCAGCGAGAGGCGUGCCGAGCCGGGUCGGGCCGGGCCGGACCAGGAUCGACUCAUAGGCUUCAUGUGAUCCUGCAGGGAGGUGUUUGGCUAAAAGGACUUUUUCCCAACAGCAGGCUGCAGCAGCAUUCCCACAGCUGAGCGCCUCUCACGAAGCCUCGCCUCUCUUCUCUCUUCUCUCGCUGCACAUUUGGGAUUUUAACAUCACUUGUGCGGCUCAUUCCGGACAGUGACGCGCUGCAGAUCCGAACGAUGGGAGACGCUCAGUCUGCGCAGAGGGAGGGCAAGAAGGAUGCAGCAGCUGAGGAGGAGAGCGGAAAAGUGGAUGAUGCUCUGACCGAGCAGGCUGCUGAAGACAAGCCUCUCAAAAACACUGGGCAGAUCUCUGAGCUCAAUGGGAAAGCAGACGGCUCUAUAGCAGAAGUUAAUGGUCACUGUAAGGAUGAGAUUGCAGCUGAGGCGAUCCUUACGCCAGACGAAGAUGUUUCAGAAACAGAAAAGCCUCUUCAGGAAGAAGUAAAGCCAUUAGAAAAUGUUGAAAUUAAUGAAAAGACAUCACCUGAUGAAGCUGACGCUAAUGAAGACGUGCCCCUGGAAAUGACUGAAAUGGAUGCCAAGCAGAAUGACAUCAACGAUGGUUUCAGAAAAUUUUUCAGUAACAUUGGUUUGAAAUUAACGGUAAAGAGGGGCUCCGUUGAUACAGCAACAGAUGUGCCUGAAAAAACCAACAAGGAAGAAGCAAGCAUACCAGAAGAGGUCGAGGAUGCUGCAAAGGAGUCCAAAAGUGAGACUGCUGAACAGAACACUGAUGUGAACAUAGCGCAGGAGACUUACGACAAUGAUUCAACAACAUGUCCUACUAUGACAGACGCUACAUCGGAAGAUGUUGUAGAAAACGCAGAGGAGAAAACAACGGAAACCAAAGAAGAAGUUGAAUCUCAUGAUGCAGAUGCAGCAACAUCAUCUGUGGGCGAAGAUGCACACCAGGAAGCCACACCUGAAGAAGAGCCACAGGAAACAUCUCCGUCUGAUGCUGAUGUAGAUGCGGUAUCUCCAAUUAAGAGAUUUUUUACGACUGGAAUAUUUUCUGGACUGGGAAAAAAGAAAAAGAGACCCGCAGAAGAUGAGACAACUGAGAAAGAACUCGUAGACAUGGGAAAAAAGGAAGUCACAGAGACAACAGAACAAUCUGCAGAAGACCAACAACAGGACAAAGAGGAGUUUACUCUAGGUGUAGAGGCAGAUGCAGUUGAGGCAGAGCAUGAAGAAAAUGAACUUAAAGAGGAGAUCGCAUCAGCCCAGGUGAAAGAUGAAGGAAAAUCUUCUUCCAGGGAUCUUUCAGAAAUGAGUCCUCAAGAGAAGGAAAAAGUUCAAUCAAGUCCUCUAAAAAGGCUGCUGUCAGGUUCUAGUUUCAAGAAACUCCCCAAAAAGCAAAGAAGCAGGAGGUCAAGUGAUACAAAGCUGUCCAACUCUGGAGAACAUGUUUCAGAUCAGCUCCUGUCGUCUACCGAGUCGGCUGAGAAUCGAAAGCAAGAAAGUCCUGAACAACCCUCUGCAGAGGCAGGAGAGGAGGAUGGUGCAUGGGCUUCCUUCAAAAAACUUAUGACUCCGAAAAAACGUGUGAAGAGAUCCUCCUUGACCAAUGAAGACACACAAAUCUCAGUUCCAGUGGAACCUAAACCAAGCGAAGGAGAGCAAAUAUCAGAUCACAGCACAGAGGAAGGCAAAAAAAGGAAGGACUCAUCAGUUUCAUGGGAAGCUGUUUUGUGUGGAUCUGGAAGAAGAAGAAGCCGUAAAACAUCUGACUCCGAGGAUGAAACACCUCAAAUUGAUAACACUGAUCACAAACAAGGUGGUGGAUCUAAACAUGGCGCAGAAUCUCCCCUAGAAGGUUCAAAUGAGCAAGAUGUUAUCGCCUCGUCACCCAAACAAGCAGGAAGUCCUUCAGAGAGUGAUGGAGGGUCAACAUGGAACUCUCUGAAAAGACUUGUCACCCCAAAACGGAAAGCCAAGGAUGAGGAUGAUGGCAAAGAAAUCAUUCAGUCUGAUAGUGAAGUUACUCAGGACGAGUCAUCCUUUUCGUUAAAGAAACUCCUGCCAGGACGAAAAAAGAGGAAGUCUGCUGAAAAGCAAGACCGAGCAUCUUCAGAUGAGGCGGACAGGGACGUAGCUUCAGGUGAUGAAGACUCUGAGACACCAGCUGUUGUUCCAAUGUCUGAGUUUGAUACAGUUGAGACAGAAGUUCACAUACAAACACAGGCAGACAUAGAAAGUCACAUACCUGAGGAAGCAAGCUAUGAACUCCAAAAAGACCUUCCUGAUCAGACGGCAGAACCAGUCCUACCUUGUGAAAGUCUGCAAACUGAAGCAAACGCAGUCCCGGACCAUUAUGCUGCUUUAGAAAAACAGGUACCUGCAGCCCCUGCUGCAAACACAGAACCAGAUGACGAAACAGAAUCUACCACUAGUCAUCCACAACUCAGUGACAUUCCAGAGGAGGGCAUAAUCACAGACACCAUGGUCACUCCAGCUUCAGUCGCUGGGGAGGCAGCUAGAGAUGACACUUUAGCAGAGGACCUGAUAGAGAUCACAUCCGAGGCCAUUACUGCACCAGAGCCCGUCUCAGGCAUUACUCUUGCAGAUGAAACUGAGAUGAUCUCUGCCGUUUCCCAGUUAUCUUCAGAGUCCUCAAAAACAUCUGGUAACACAACACCAGUCCCAGCAGAAUAUGAGGUUGAGGAAACCGAUGCACUCCUGUAUCAGGUUGUUGAAACCAUCUCAAUAAGCCCAAAGUCAGUCCCGGUUUGUUCAGAUAAGCCAAGAUCUGAACAAAUAGUUGGUUCUGCCUCUAAUCAAAUACUGGAAAAAUAUGAAAUAGAAGAGCCAACAAUUCUGGAAAUACACAAGAAGUUAGAUGCAGGUCUAAAUGUUGAGGAACUGGAUGCAAUUAAUGAACUUGCAACUACCUCCCAAACAGAGAGCACAUCUGAAGUUGUGUCUGAAGUUACUACUGAGGAGUUUAACACUGCUGAAAUUCCUGUGGAUGAAAAACAAGGGGUCAGUGUUACACAUCCAGAAGAAAGCGUGAAAGAAUGUGAACAGAUUGAUGAGAGCCAUCAUCAGGUGGAAGGCCUAUCUGAGAUGGACGCUGCUGUACCUACAGAUACAUUGAUGAAAAUAAAUGAAUCAUCAGCUGUACAAGGCGACAUAUUGGAUUCAGAGGAGGGUGUUGUUCGAUCACAAGAAGAAAUCUCAGAGGACAUACUGGCAGCAGAAACUGUUACCGAUGAACUCAAAGAGGAAACAGAGCCAGGUGAGGAAGACGAACAAGUACAGGAUGCUGCCAAAAUGGAACAAGUUCAAGUACCUGAAGAAUUAGAAGCUGUGCAAGCCUCCACAUUAGAAUCAGAGGAGACUAGUGUUCAAUCACCAGAGGAGGAGGUAAAAUCAGAGGACAGUCCACCUGCAGAAACAGUUACAGACGAACCCAAACAGACAGCAGAGCAUCUAACUGAAGUCAGUGUCGAGCCAGAAAACAAAGAACUGCCAGUGAAAGCUGUCAGAACUGAACAUGUUGAAGAACCGCAAGUGUUAGAGGCUGUUCAAGAACCCAUAUUAGAUUCAGUGGAUGGCAGUGUUCAGUCACUUGAAAAAGAAGCAAUAGUGGACCUUCCCAAAGCAGAAACAGUCACAUGUGAACCAAAACACGAAACAGUACCUCUCAAUGAGCCAGUGGAUGCUUCCAAAACUGAUGAUGUUCAAGAACCGGAAGUAUUACAAGCUGUACAAGCCCCAGUAUCAGAAGAAAAACUACCAGUGGAACUUGCCAAAUCUGAACAUAUUCAGGAACAAGUAUUAGAAUCUGUCCAAGCCUCCACAUUAGAUUCAGAGGUUAGCAGUGUUAAAUCACUCGAAAAAGAGGUAAUAUCAGCAGAUGUUCCAGAGGCUGAAACAGUAAUAGAUGAGCCCAAAGAAGAAAAGAUACCUCUGACAGAGGCAGAGGAUGUUUCCAAAACUGAAGAUGUUCAAGAACCGGAAGUGUUACAAGCUGUACAAACAGCCAUAUCCAAUGCCGGCAGCCUUCUAUCAUUUGAAAAGGAAGAAACAUCAGAGGAUAUUCCAGCAGAGGAAACGGUUACAGACGAACUGAAACAGGAAGCCGAAGUCGAGGUUGAGCCAGAAGAAAAACUAACAUUAGAAGUUGCCAAAUCUGAACAUAUGCAGGAACCACAAGAAUUAGAAGCUGUCCAAGCCUCCACGUUAGAUUCAGAGGAUAGCAGUGUUGAAAAAGAGGUAAUAUCAGUGGAUGUUCCAGAGGCUGAAACAGUAACAGAUGAACCAAAAGAAGAAAAAAUACCUCUGACAGAGCCAGAGGAUGUUUCCAAAACUGAAGAUGUUCAGGAACCAGAAGUGUUACAAGCUGUAGGAACACCCACACCCGACACUGGUGGCUUCCCAUCACUUGAGAAGGAACAAACAUCUGAGGAAAUUCCAGCAGAGGAAACGGUUACGGAUGAACCGAAACAGGAAGCCGAAGUCGAGGUUGAGCCAGAAGAAAAACUAACAUUGGAAGUUGCCAAAUCUGAACAUAUUCAGGAACCACAAGUAUUAGAAUCUGUCCAAGCCUCCACAUUAGAUUCAGAGGAUAGCAGUGUUAUAUCACUUGAAAAAGAGGUAAUAUCAGCGGACGUUCCAGAGGCUGAAACAGUAAAAGAUGAGCCCAAAGAAGAAAAGAUACCUCUGACAGAGCCAGAGGAUGAUUCCAAAACUGAAGACGUUCAAGAACCAGAAGUGUUACAAGCCGUACAAACAGCCACAUCCGACGCUGGUGACUUCCCAUCACUUGAAAAGGAAGAAACAUCAGAGGAUAUUCCAGCAGAGGAAACGGUUACGGAUGAACCGAACCUAGAAGCUAAAGUCGAGGUUGAGCCAGAAGAAAAACUAACUUUGGAAGUUGCCAAAACUGAAGAAGAAGAACACAAAGUAUUACCAUCUAAUGUAAAAGAGACCAAAACUAAGGAAGUGGUAUUACAGUCACAUACAGUCACAGAGGAAGAAACGUUGUCAGAGGACAUUCCCAAACCAGACGCUGACAAUUUAAUUGCUUCUGUCGCAGAUGAAAUCGAGAGCAAAGUCUUGCCACAACUGGAUCAGGCUUUAGAGAAAACAGAGGAUCAAGAAACUGAAAGUAUUUCGAAAGAUGUUCAGGUGGAGCAGGAGGACAGCAUCCCUGAGGGUGUAGAUGAAUUACAAACAGCAGUUCAAGUAUCCUCUGUCACUGAGGAGGCAAGUAAUGUUCAAGACCUGGGAAAAACAGUAUUUUCUGGAGAAACCGCAGCACUCUGUGUUACAGAGGAACCCAAACAUGGUAUGCAGCUUAGUGAAGUGCAGGAAAGUGUUGAGGAGGGAAUAGAAAGCAAAAUUCCGGACAGCGAGAUAAAGACUGCAGAAGUUGAACCUGCCUUAGUGGCUCCAGUCGUUGUUUGUGAUCUAAAAGGUGUCUUGGUUGCAGUAACCGAUGUUUUGAUAGAGAAAACUUCAGAAAUGACUGAACCCUUGAAAGAGACAAUUGCAAGUGAGGUAGUGCUGAAGGAGGAAGUCGAGGCUGCUGUGCCGCUGGGAAAAGAAGAUAUGGCUGAGACAACAGGGGAGGUUGAAAUGAUGCAUGUGCCAUCAGUAACGCUUGAGGAGGAUCAUAGGAGUCAAGUUCAGGUGGUCGAUGCUGAUACAAAAUCCGCAGAGACAGAGGGAGGGGUAACUGACACCGAGGAAGUCACAGAUGUUUGUAAUGAAAUGGGUAAAAAUGUAGACAAUCUCUCCGCAGCUCCAGAGGUUGAAGAGGAAUUAAUUCAUGAGGAACACAAGGUGACAAUUCAAGAAGUUACUCAACAUGUUGAAGAGGAAUUACCAGAGACAGAGCCUGAAUCAGUGGUUGCAAACCUCGAACAAGAAGUGAUUGAACAGCCGCUUGCCGUGACGAAAAUAAGCGAGAUGGCUGAAAGUGAAUCAAAUGAUGUGGAGGAUCAAACGGCAGCGGAGGAAAGUAUAGAAUCAUCCAGAGAUCGACAGGAUGAAGCAACUGCUGUAAUCAGUGAUGAGUCUGCAACAGAAGCGCAGGUGUCGAAGGAUCUCAUGCAGACCCCUGAUCUUCCAGAGAGUUUAGAUGCUUCUAUCCAUGAUCACAAAGAGGAUCUGGAGCAAACUGAAGCCGAACAGGGAAAACUGCAAGUAGGCAUCCCAGGCAAAGAGGUCAAAUCGUCAUCAGAGGAAGCACAAAUUAUGCAAGUUUCUCAAAGUACGAUUGUUUCGCCUAGCAACACUGGAUUGGUCAUCCCACAAAACACAGGAAUCAUCUCGUCAGUAGGUAAUGUGGAGUCCCCGUCAAGUCUUUCUUUAGAAUUCAAACUUAACAUACAGUUCGGGCAAGCAAAGGCACCAUUUUCCCCACCACCUGCAACAGAGAGAAUUGCACCUGUGAAUCAGACAGCCGUGCCCGAUGCAGAAGAACCCGUAAAACCAAUAAAUCCAACUCAAACACCGGAGAGCCAGAAACAGACCGAGUUAACUAGCGUUGGUGUUCAGGCAGUAGAAAUCACAGAAGCAACGGCAAAGUUAGAUUCAAAUGAAAAUGGCGUGAUUAUGCCUCAACCCGUACUGCAGGGUGUCGGCAUCCAAGUGAUGGAAACAGUUCAACCAGUGGAACAAAUUGAAUCAACAGAGACAGUAACCUGCAGUGUUCAGGCCACAGAAACAAUACAUCCAAUAAGACCAACAGAGCAAAGAGAAGUCUUUGUGAGUCAGGAAGUACUCUGCAAAGAUCAUGACCAAGAAACAAAGGAAGAAGAGCCGGUCAAAAAAAUCGAGGAGGAAAAUGACCAGGAUGUGUGGAUGGAUGCUGAGGAAGUCAUCUACACCCAAGAGAAAACAGAGGUGUUCCUUGAGGUGAACGAACCUCUAGAACCUCAGACAGGAAGUGACCAAGAGGAAGAGACAGGACUUGGACGCGAGGCUGAAAUGGCUCCUGAUUCCAAAACGGCAGAAGAAGAGAGUCUACAGGAAAUGCAAAAAACAGAAGGAAAUUGUGAUGUCGAGAGUGAAGGUGAGGACUUUGCUGUUGCGCUUGAAGACCUGGAACCUGCAAGCGUGAGCGUCACUACGAUGGACUUUGAUUAAUUUCAAUCUCAACUUCAGUGUCACUAACUGGUUCGGACAAAUCAAAACGGAAGUCCCUCAAGUUUUUCAGAAGUUUCCAAAAAGCCAUUAGUGUGUGUGUGAUGAAUGACAGAGAUCUGGCAAGAGAAGCAUCAACUGGAAAAGUGAUAAUCUUCUCAGGGGAACGCCUUGUUUGAACUACGAGUGAACUACAUCCAUUAGGCAAUGACGUCUUUUAAUACAUCUGAGUGGUUUGCUAUAUUGUGCAAUUUUUAUUAGUAAUCCUGCCAGGUCUUGUGUAUCAUAAGUGAUGUUUUUUUGCACAGAUCUAACCGGAUCUGUUUUGAUAGACUGCAGAUUUCUGAGAGAGAAAGAUGGCAGUUUUGUUAAGUAUUAUCCUUAAAACACAUUUCUGGAUGAUUUCUUUUGCUUUUUCAGAAGCAACAUUCACUCAUCUCGGCCCAAGAGGAUGUUUCUGGUUUAUCAGUUUAUGUAGAUAUUUCACCACUGUGACAAUACAUCAUCUGUGUCCAUAAACUCUUCUGUCAUUCUGUACUUGUUUCAUCAUUUCAUUUAAAUACAUGCUCUCACGGGAUCUAUGCAGAUAAAAAUAAUACGCAGAAUUAAGCAUGCUAUUAUUACUGUAUAUUAUCUUGUACAUAAUGACAGUUUUAAUGCUUAUACAGGCAAGAAAAAAGUUCUCAUUUUGAGUCUGCAAUACUUUCUACUCAGACAGGUUUUCAAAUAAGUGCAUGACAAUCGCAUGGCACGUCUUUGUUUUUUUGUUUUUAAAGUAAGAAUUCACUUAUUUUGAUUCUAUGUUAACUUAAUCUUUACAUAUAUAAUUAUAAUCAGCAAAGCCUUAAACUUCAGCAAUCAUGGCAGCUUUACAUGUGCAUUUAUUUCCAAGCCUUAAGCCUCAAUGAGCUGGCACUAUCACUGAUACAACAGACUCGGUAAGCAAGUGUGUGUGUAGGGUGAGAGGAAAAAAUAAGGUUUUCACAGGCUGUUGUGCUGCUGUUUGUCCUCUUCGAAUUAUUUUCACAUAUACUGACUUUUAUGAAGAAUUCUUCCUGAUCUGUGUAUAUGUCCACUGAUGGCAACAUGCAGAAUAUAAACCUGAGUUACCUGUGUUUAUAUAUUUACAUAUAUAUAUAUAUACAUAUAUAUAUUUACCAAUGUUUAUUAAUAAAACAUAAUUUUAUUUGAAUAAAUUCAUACUUGUAUGUACA